Messenger RNA from Pimephales promelas (fathead minnow), 2112 nucleotides. Lineage: Eukaryota; Metazoa; Chordata; Actinopteri; Cypriniformes; Leuciscidae. The record is from RefSeq and is a predicted model, not a curated record.
GACCGGGGUCGCGGGAGAAUCCCUGGAGUCGCGUCGGGCCUUCAAGUCCCUAGUUGAGAAUCUGGAGGACCGGCACGCCCUCGACCUGCUGGUGUUACCGGUGAUGGUGAAGGAGGCUCUGCUGGACCAGGUGAAGCAGUCUGGAUUGGACUCGAAAGCAAAGCGGCACCAGGAAGGUCUAAUCCCAUUGGAAGCCAAUGGAUCAUUAAGCGUUUAUGAUCAUAAAGCAGAUAACUCACAUUCUGCUUAUGACAGGAUUAACGCCACGGAUGAUUUCAGAAAUGAAUUCCACACUCCGUUUCCCAGAGGCCUUACCCUCGACUCCCCGGAGUCUCCAGAACCCGAAUCCGAGACUCCUGCUGUUCCGUCGUCCGCGAGAAACCAAGAGGAGUUCGAGCACCUUCUCAAGUUCUUCAGCGCCAUGGGAUUCACCGAAGAGGUUGUGCGCGGCGUUCUGGCCCGAACCGGCCCUAAAGAAGCCUCGCAGCUUCUGGAUUUGAUUCAACAGGAGCACGACAAAACCAACCAGCGGAACAAUAACGACAAUGCGGUUAGCGAAACGCACGAGGCCAUUGAAGUAGGAGAGGAUAAUGCUGAAGAGGAAGACUUCGUGUUGGGGGUGUUGAAGAAGGCGGCGGCCACUUGUGGAUACACCGAGGACAGAGUAAUGGAAGCGUUUGGCAGUCUACCCGAGCUCAAGCCACACGAGCUGCUCAUGCAACUGCAGAAACAAGAGGUCGCCGAACACGCGAUUGGGACGAAAAUUGGUGGAAAGCAAGCUGAUAAGACGAUUGAUACAUAUCCAAUGGCAGAUUUUGAAAAAGUCGAUUCUGGGAGCGGAAACGGAGCGACAAAGCUAAGCAUGUCCAAACCGGUAAGCGUUCCCUCAGUGAGAGGCCCGCCUCAGACUACAUACGCCUUCGAAACCAUGGACCCGCCGGCACGAUCGCCUCCACGGAGGAUCAAACCAAGCAUAGAUCUCGGAUCCCCAAAUCUCCCCAAUCACGUCAUCGCGCCCAAACCGAGAGCGUCGGAAGCGUCUGUGGUCACGGGACCCCAGCGGUUCCUCGAGAGCCUGAAGACGCCAUUCAAACUGCAGCUGUCGGACGAGCCUGGCGACCCCAUGCUGCGUCAGGUCAUCAUCGACGGCAGCAAUGUUGCAAUGAGUCACGGGCUGGGGGUGUUCUUCUCCUGUCGAGGCAUCGCUCUGGCCGUCCAGCACUUCUGGGCGAGAGGACAUCGAGAAAUCACCGUGUUCAUCCCUCAGUGGAGGCAGAAGAACAACUCCAAGAACAAAGUGUGCUCUGUGUUUCCUGUAGAAAAGCAUUACCUGACUGACCUGCAUGAUCUGGGCUUCGUCAAAUACACUCCCUCCAGAGAGGUCGAGGGCAAGAGAAUCAACUCAUACGACGACCGAUUCAUGCUGGCGCUGGCGCAGGAGACGAACGGGGUGAUCGUGACGAACGACAACCUGAGGGAUCUCGUGGACGAGUCGCCCGCGUGGAGAGACAUCAUCAAGAAGAGUCUGCUCCAGUACGUGUUUGCUGGAGAUCUCUUCAUGUUGCCUGAUGAUCCCCUGGGCCGAGGCGGACCGCACCUCAGAGACUUCCUGCACAAACACCACCGCCACACGUUUGCAGGAUCGUCCUUCCCCGCUGCGCCACCCGCGCCCCGCGCUCACACCGAGCUCCUGCAGUACCGGGACCGGACCCCAGGGGGCAGAGGUCAGGAGGUCAGCGAGAGGUCGGUGGAGGAGACGCUGGCGCUGCAGCAGAGUCUGCUCCCCAUCUUCCCCGGCCAGGAGAGCGUGAUCGUCAUGAUCCUGCAGUGUCACCCGACGCUCCGAGACCUGGAGCGCAUCACACACCUCGUGCUGGAGCAGCAGGACUAACACUAGCAGCGCCUCACAGUGGACCGGAGGAAACCCGACACUCAUCUCAAUCAGAGCUCACACACUCGGGACCGUUUUUAAACUGUGCUUGCGCUUUUAGGAGACGUUUACAAUGUGUGCAACACUUUACAAUGAGCUACGGAAUUAACAAACUUUUAAAAUCAUUAUUAAAAUCAGAAAUGUAGUUAACGCACUGAACAAACAAGAUACGAAGAGUUCAG